Penicillium atrosanguineum is the source of this 666-nucleotide messenger RNA. RefSeq names its product putative cysteine dioxygenase Cdo1. The transcript has 5 exons. The record is from RefSeq and is a predicted model, not a curated record. Bases 1 to 666 code for a protein of 221 amino acids. Gene Ontology annotation, molecular function: ferrous iron binding; cysteine dioxygenase activity. Gene Ontology annotation, biological process: L-cysteine catabolic process. NCBI's taxonomy places the organism in Eukaryota, Fungi, Ascomycota, Eurotiomycetes, Eurotiales, Aspergillaceae.
AUGCCGUUUCUCAGCAAUGGUCCCGACUCAUCUUUGGAGUCCGAUAGGGCCUCUGAUGCAUUUGAAAAGCUUGUGGAGGACCUCAGUGCGGCCUUGGGUCGAAGCUCCGGUCUCGAUGCCGAUGAUGUUGACCCUAUGAACAUUCAAUUAUUAAUGGAGAGAUAUAUUUCCAAGCCAUCAGAAUGGGAAUCAUAUGCUCUAGGUGAUGCCACUCGGUCUUACACAAGAAAUCUCAUUGAUGAAGGAAAUGGCAAGAGUAACCUGCUUAUUCUUGUGUGGUCUCCGAAGAAGGGAAGCGCAAUUCAUGACCACGCCAACGCACACUGUGUUAUGAAGAUCCUCAAAGGGAAACUCCAAGAAACGCUUUACUCUUGGCCAGACAGAGAAAAGAUCGAAAGUGGGCAAACGUCUCCACCACAGGUCACCCGGCAGACAAUCUACGGCGAGAACCAAGUUACUUACAUGUCGGACAAGCUCGGUAUUCACAGGAUUUCCAACCCAGACCCUCAUGAGUUUGCAAUCUCACUCCAUCUCUAUACACCCCCUAAUGCUGCAAUCCGUGGCUUCUGCCUCUUUGACGAGAAAAACGGCAAAGCGAAGCACAUCAAGCAAACCAACUACUAUUCGGUUCGUGGAAAGCGGCUCGACGAUGGACUUUGUCAGUAG